CUACCAUAUAAAGAUUCCAUCCAUCCCCGCCCCCGCCUAGAAAUGCAGACCCAUCACGCAUCACGAGGAGAUAACCCCUGCUCUCCCGCCACGUGUCCCCAUUCCUCCACUAUAUAUUCCCCCACGGCCACUACCUUCCCUUUUCCAUCACACUCCCCCAACCAACAGCAAUCGUCCGAUCACACCCUUCUCCAUCACAGCCGUCCAUCAUGUCAGACCAAUCCAAACCCACGACCCAGAAGCUCCACGAAUCCGCCCCGGCAUCACGCCAGGCCCUCCGGUUUCUAGCCGCGGCCGCGAUAGGAGCCGGGCUCCUUUUCCUUUCCGGGUUAACCUUAACCGGGACGGUGAUGUCCCUGGUCAUCGCCACCCCGGUUCUGGUCUUGUUUAGCCCGGUGCUGAUCCCGGCUGCAAUCCUGACGCUGCUGACAGCGGCCGGGUUCUUGUUCUCCGGCGGGUGUUGCGUGGCGGCACUGAUGGCGUUGUCGUGGAUGUACAACUACUUGGCCGGGAAGCACCCGAUGGGGGCGGAUCAGGUGGAUUACGCGAGGAUGAGGAUCGGGGACAAGGCGAGGGAUAUGAGGGAGAGGGCCAGGGAGUAUGGGCAGUAUGUGCAGCACAAGGCUCACGAGGCUACACAAACUCACGGGUCUUGAACUGAUCAAUGGCUGUGGAGGUGGCGGCUAAUGCAUGCAUGGGUUCUGUUAGGGUGGCGCACUAGUUUGCACCUUUUUGUUGUCAAUCUCUAGAUCUCCUCUCAUUCUCGAGUAAUUAUUCAAUAAUCUUAGUCAACGUCACGUGGUGGACAUGCAUCAUGUGACGGUGUGAUAGGAGCGCUGAUUUAGUUUUCUUUCUUUCUAUGGUUGUGCAUGGAAUAAGUUAAGUUGAUGAGUUUAUGUAUUGUAGGAUUUUCUGAUUCAAAUAAUGGUUUCUUGGUGACUA
Messenger RNA from Rhododendron vialii, 942 nucleotides. RefSeq names its product oleosin G. The coding region runs from base 210 to 656 and encodes 148 amino acids. Lineage: Eukaryota; Viridiplantae; Streptophyta; Magnoliopsida; Ericales; Ericaceae. The transcript has a single exon. Gene Ontology annotation, cellular component: membrane; monolayer-surrounded lipid storage body. Gene Ontology annotation, biological process: lipid storage. The record is from RefSeq and is a predicted model, not a curated record.